Messenger RNA from Girardinichthys multiradiatus, 1846 nucleotides. Its product is annotated as nuclear autoantigenic sperm protein (histone-binding). Lineage: Eukaryota; Metazoa; Chordata; Actinopteri; Cyprinodontiformes; Goodeidae. The record is from RefSeq and is a predicted model, not a curated record. Gene Ontology annotation, cellular component: nucleoplasm. Gene Ontology annotation, molecular function: histone binding. Bases 127 to 1686 code for a protein of 519 amino acids. Gene Ontology annotation, biological process: CENP-A containing chromatin assembly; DNA replication-dependent chromatin assembly. The transcript has 15 exons.
UACCAUUUUUUUCCCCUCUAUUUAAGCGCGCCAACAAGGACGGUUCAAGUGGGUCUGUCGGGUCGUCGUGUUCUGCGGAGCAGGGUGCUGGUAUUGCUCUGUCGUCUUUAUUGGCCUUUGAUUAAAAUGCCGGAGGAAACGUCCACUGCGUCGGGCUCUGGAAGUGUGGAGGAGAAGCCGUGCUCUUCAACAGCUGCAGCAGAAACCUCUGGUGAGAUUUUGGAGGAGGCUAAGAAACUGAUCGGCACAGGAAAAAGGCACCUGGUGAUGGGUGAUGUCGUUUCUGCUCUCAGUGUCUUCCAGGACGCCUGCAGCAUGCUGGCUGCCAAAUAUGGGGACACAGCAGAUGAAUGUGGCGAGGCCUUCUUCCUAUAUGGGAAGUCCUUAUUGGAGCUUGCAAGGAUGGAGAAUGAUGUCCUUGGUAAUGCCAUGGAGGGAGUCCCAGAAGAAUCUGAAGAGGAGGAGCAGCCCAGCAACUCUAAUAUUGAGAGCGCUGACAACCUUGAUGAGAAAGCUAGAGAAGAGCUGCGAAAGCAGGUCUAUGAUGCGAUGACGGGGGAGGAUUCAGGCUCAAAGGUCGAAUCUAAAGACGUGACCAGUGACACUGAAGUGAAAGACGAAAAUGCUGCGUCAGAAGCACCAGUAAAACAUGGAACAGGGGAUGCCUUGAGUUCUACUGUGGUUGGGGAAGAGAAGAGUUCUGUCCAGGGAACUGAAGCAGUCCAAAGUGUUUCAGUGCAAGGUGUGAAUGAAGAAUCUGAAGUAAAAGAGGAGGGAAUUGAAGAAUCGACUACAGAGACUGAACAGACUGAAGAAUAUUCAGAGGGUGACGACAAUGAGGAUGAAGAGAACGAUGGACAGGAUAAUGAAGAGGAGGAUGUUGGGAAUUUGCAGCUGGCUUGGGAAAUGCUUGAGUUGUCCAAAGUCAUCUUUAAAAGGAAGGAAAGCAAAGAUGACCAGCUGAUGGCAGCACAGGCUUAUCUGAAACUUGGUGAAGUUAGUGCAGAAACAGGUAACUAUCCUCAGGCACUAGAGGACUUUCAGGAGUGUCUCACUAUGCAGCUGAAGCACUUGCCUCCUCACAGUCGCCUGCUUGCCGAGACCCACUACCAUGUUGCUACAACACUGUGUUCCAUGGACCAGUACAACCAAGCCAUCCAGCACUACAACAGCUCCAUAAAGGUCAUCGAGACUCGUCUAGCCAUGCUCCAGGAGAUUAUCGAUGGAGAUGAUGGUGCAGCAGAGGAGAAAAGUGAGAUGGAAGAACUCAACCAGCUUCUUCCUGAUAUCAGGGAAAAGGUGGAUGAUGCCAAGGAGAGCCAGAGAACAGCCAGUGCUGCCUCACAGGCGAUUCAGCAGACAUUGGGGACUCCCUCAACUUCAACAUUCCCCUGUGAAAAUGGUGGUCCUUCAUCUUCAACUGCUUUUGCAUCUUCCAGCCAGAUUCCAGUUAAAACAUCUGGUAGUGCCUCAUCUUCCAAAGCGGUGUCGGACAUCUCUCACCUUGUUAGGAAAAGGAGGAAACCAGAAGAGGAGAGCCCAGUAAAGGACACAGAUGCUAAACAACUGAAACCGGAAGCCUCUGUUAAUGGCAGCGGUGACUCUAGUGCCAGCAACAGCAAUGAAACCCAGGAGGGAAAAUCACAGGAGCCUUCCAGCCAGGCGGCCUCUGUAGAGUUCUCUUGACUGCCUUCACCCUCUUCCUGACUCUGAAACCAGCACGGCAUGCCUCUUCAACUCCUCCCCUUCCAGUACUCUUGUUCCUGUAAAUAUGACCCAUUUUCACAGAUUUUGUCUUUCAAGUUUUGUAUACUUGUAGUAAAAAUAAAGAAUUUGCAGAUGUAAA